AUGGCGUCCCACAAAGCAGACGCGAGUUCCUUUCUCGACAACCGAGGCUACACUGGCCCCCUUGUCCGCGGUGUGAAUCCAGUUACCCUGUUCGAAAAAGCCGUACGCGACCGAAUCACAGAUUCAUACUACUGGAAAGAGCAAUGCUUCGGUCUCAACGCUGCCACGCUAUGCGAUCGCGCAAUCGAACUGACGUCGAUCGGCGGAACGUAUGGAUUAUCACAGAAACCAACACCAUUCCUAUGUCUGGCCUUCAAGAUGCUUCAGUUAGCGCCCGAAAAAGACAUCGUUCUUGAAUACCUGAAUUUUACCGAUCCAGGAAGCGGCGAUGAUGAAAACCCGGAAGAUGCAGAAAUUAACGGAGAAGUGGUUAAAGGGAGGGGUGACUUCAAGUAUUUACGAGCUCUCGCCGCAUUUUAUAUCCGUCUUACCUUCGAAGCCGCUGAGAUUUACAAAUACCUCGAACCGCUCCUGCUGGAUUACAGGAAACUGAAGCGAAGGAUGCGCGAAAAUUACGUUCUUACUAAUAUGGAUCAAUUCAUUGAUGAUUUACUUACGAAGGAUCGAGUGUGCGCAACGAGUUUAUGGAAGCUGCCUUCUCGACAGAUGUUGGAAGAUCUGGACUUAUUGGAAGAAAGAGUGAGCCCAUUGGCCGAUGAGUUGGAAGAACUAGAUCGAGAGAGCGAGGCAAGCUACCAUAGCCGACAAGAUGAUGAUAGCGAUCGCGGUUCGGAUGUUAUGCGAGAGGAAUGA
Messenger RNA from Talaromyces marneffei, 753 nucleotides. RefSeq lists its product as uncharacterized. The record is from RefSeq and is a predicted model, not a curated record. Lineage: Eukaryota; Fungi; Ascomycota; Eurotiomycetes; Eurotiales; Trichocomaceae. Gene Ontology annotation, cellular component: precatalytic spliceosome. The coding region runs from base 1 to 753 and encodes 250 amino acids. The transcript has a single exon.